Oryza sativa Japonica Group (Japanese rice) is the source of this 3136-nucleotide messenger RNA. RefSeq lists its product as uncharacterized. Lineage: Eukaryota; Viridiplantae; Streptophyta; Magnoliopsida; Poales; Poaceae. The record is from RefSeq and is a predicted model, not a curated record.
CCCCCUCCCUUUUUCUCUCUUUUCUUUUUGUUGUUUUCUCUCUCGCUCGCUCUCGCGUUGCGCCUGCGCCCCUUCCACCCCGCAGCCGCCGGCCGCUUCCAAUUCGACUCCUCCCCCUCGCCGCCGCGGAAGCCGCCGGGCCGCGCGCCGCCGCCGAUUCCCCGGCGGAUUCGAGAGACUCGUCCGCCGAUCAGAGGAGAGGAGAGGAGGCACCCGCCUCCAGGAGUAGAGGAGGAGGAGGAGGCGGCGUGAAUUUGUUUUUUUUUUCUUUUUUGGUGUGUGUGGGUGUGUGAAUUGCGGUUCGUGUGGUUCGUGUCUAGUGGGUGAGGCACCCCCCCUAGGGUUUGAGGGCGGCCUCGCUAGGGUUUGGGCCCCCCCGCGCGAGGGGAGGGAGGAGGAGGCUGCCCUAGCGGAGGAGGAGGUGGAGGUCGCCCCCUGGUGUUGUGGGGAGGAGGAGGCGGCUGAGGCGGAGGUCGGUGUGGUGUGGUUGUGGUGUCGCAUUGCGGAGGACGAUUGAUUGUGCUGGUGGGCGCUGAUUGGAUCGGAGGGAGGAGGAGGAGCCAUCCCUCUCUCCCCGCCGUUGCUAGGUGGGUAGAUGGUGAGAGGCGCCGGCUGCCAUGGAGCAGGACUUACCGGCGCUCAAGCCGCAAUGGCUGGUGCAGGGCCAGGUCACCACCACGGGAGCCGCCAACCUCUGGACCGUAGCUUCGCCCCGCCCAGGCCCAGAUAACCAAGGUAGGGGUGGUUCAUCAAGGAACCAUUCAUCAUCUGGCCACCACCGUGACCAGAAUUCUAGGACAUCUUCGUCACGGAUUUCCUCAAAUGGGCCCCGUAAACAUGACCGGGACCGGGAUGGUAUGGGAAAGUCGAGGGGUUAUGCAAGUUUUGGUAGAAACAGGGAAAGGGAGCGAGAGAAAGAAUUUGACUCCCGUGACAGAGAGAGUAGGUCCAUUACAGCAGACGGUUUUGGGUCGUUUAGUACAUGUAGACCGGAAAGGGAUAGAUUGAAUCGUUCCCGCUCGAGGACAGAUUCAUGGAAUAAAGGUGUAGUUAGUCCAAAUAAUUGUAAUACCUCUAGAAACAAUACUGGUACUGGUGGCUCCUUUGAACGAGAAUUUCCACAGCUGCCUUUUGAUGACAAGAGGCAAGAUAUCAACAGAGUACCAUCUCCUGCCUCUCCAAUUCAGAGAACUGUUGCACCGGAUCGUUGGAAUUCACUGCUAGCGGAUGUCCCUGGCUCAAGUGAGCCAAAGAAAAACCUGGGUGUAUCUUCUGUAUUACGACCGGCUCCUAGUAAACAGCCUGAGGCAGCGCCGAACAGCGGGAUCUCAUUGAGCAUGGCGGAGACUGUGAUGCAAGUUCCUUUGUCAGUUGGGCCUCAGUUAUCGAUGGAAGCCCAAAAGAUGGAAGAAAUCAGUUUAAGACAGAACACUCUAAGGCCUAUGACAUCUCCAGCAAUCAAAUCUUCAGUAACAAAUUCUUCAAAAACAAAAGGUGUGAGAAAUGGAGAUCCUUCUGGUCCCAUCAAGGCACAUCAAUCAUUAAUACCGUCCACAAAUGGCUCUGCUCGAGCUCCAGUUAAAACUGAUCUUUCAAAGGUAUCUCACGCAGGAAAUCUAAAAAUCCUCACCCGAGAGCAAAACUGUACUAUACACACUGCCAAAGACUGUCCUGACAAUCCUAUGAGUCCUCCUCCAGCUCCUGUUGCUUCAGUGGAACCACUGAAAAAGCCAUGUGUUAGCCAAAAGCUUAAGGUUGCCACCCAUGACAUUCCUCUCUCUAUACUGCAAAGUGCUUAUGUAGAUAAAAAAUUAAAUGCAAGAGAUAAGCAUAGAUUCUUUGAGUCGUUGAGGAUCAAGUCUUCAAAUGGUUCAAGCUCAACUGCUGAGUCAGGUUGUCCAUCACCAUCCAGUGUAGCUGAUGUGAAACAAGAUUCUUGUCUUAAUGUUGGAAAAGAUGUAUCCUUGUAUCAUUCUGGAAAAGAUAUAUCCUUAUAUCAUUCUGGAACAAAAUGUAUGGGAAAUGGAAAGUGUUCCUGUGAAGAAGCAAAUUCUUCUGAUGGAUCUCAGAGGCAUCUGUCUGAUAAUGAGAACAAUUCAUCCUUGGAUCACACUGCAGAUGGGGUUUCUCAGAAUCUUCUAGUAGAAAGCAGGUCCAUCUCAUCAUCUGAACCUUCUGAUAGGGGAGAUGAAUUCCGGGUGUUCCUAUCAAACAAUACCGAAGGCAGUUCAUCAUCAGCACCUGCUGAUUCAGAUGAUGGGUACAAGAGAUCCCAGUCUGGCAGUGAGGAAGCUAGUUCAUCCUCAGAGACUACCGAACCAGGAGAUGAGGAGCAUCCAGCUGAGGAUAGUCUUCCUGCUGAUUUUGUGGCUUUCAUGAUAUCUCUCGGCUGGGAAAAAGACAAAAAGGUGGAACCUUUGGGACUGGAAGAGAUUGCUGUCACUGUGAGGGCUAAUGAGGAGCUAGAGCAGAAACUUUUGUCCAUGGAAGACAAUGCCAACAUCAAGAUCGUUCUCCUGUAUAUCUAUUCGGGCAGAGGGCUGGAUAAGGAGCUGAUGAAGCCUAACGCAGGGGAUAAAAACAAUGCUUGAAGAACGCAGGUGCUAGGGAGUAAGGCCACAGUAGCUAUCUGCAAAAAAAUGCAUUGCCAAUCACACAUCAGUGAGCAAUUGGGCGUUGGUUUUGUUUGGAUGCUGAGAAGACAGGUAGCAAAGGGAGUCUUGGCCUGAAUUUUGUCUUAGAUUAACAAGUCAAGAUUAUUUUUUUUCCUCUAUUGACGCUUGUCCAGCAAUUUGGGGAGGUGGGGGUUCACUGGUAGCUCUGACAAUUUUUUGCUUGAUAAAACAGAGGAAGUUUAGGAUUUGUCGUCUUUUUCCCAGGAAUACCAAAAUGUAAGUCCGGUUAUUGGAGGCGCAUGGCUGUGCUGUCCUUUAAAAAGAAUAGGUUCAAGUUUUCCCCCUUCUCAGGGCUUAUCUUUGUUUUGGAAAAAGAUAAGAUGGGUUUUUAACAUGAGGAAAGGUGAAUAGUUAUAUUGGUCUCAAAAGGUCUGUCUCCUUUUGUGUCUCUCGUUCGUUUACUGUGGUGUGUUUAGUUGUUGUUUCUCGGUGUUCCCUUCAUAAGAUAAUCUUCAGGGAGA